AUGGAACCGACCAAGACUUCCGAUCAAGCCCGCGAGCAGGAUAGCUCGGCAUCGCGCCGCACCAACAUCAUCAGGAACAGCGAAGCCGUGGCUAAGGCCUUUGGCUACAGCGCCGACGAGUUCGCAAACAUCCCCUGUGUUGCUUUCUACCACAGGAAACUCGGCAACCCUGUGGCCGUUGCCAGCCUGAAGGAGGGCGAAACACUCAUCGACCUGGGCACGGGCCUGGGCUUCGACGUCUUCCGGGCCGCCACCAAGGUCGGCCCUUCGGGCCGUGCAAUUGGCGUCGACAAAGAUAAGCGCGCCAAGUUCGCCCAGCUCAUGGCCCCCGGCAACAUCACCUUCAUCCAGGCCAACAUGAUCUCCGUGCCCCUGCCCUCCGGCACGGCAGACUGCGUCAUGGUGAACGCCGCCCUCAACAUGGUCCCGAAGCGCGACAGGCUCACCAUCUUUCGUGAAAUGUAUCGUCUCCUGAAGCCGGGAGGGCGGGCCGCCCUGUUUGAUGCCUUUGCCAGGGAGCGUGUGCCUAUGAAAUUGGCGAAGAGGGCCGAGCACGAUAGCACCAUUGCGAAGAUGCACGGGGUGGGCGAAAUUGAGGCGUUGUUGAAGGAGGCGGGGUUCGCUGAGGUGUUGAUUGUUGAUACCAAGGAUGGCAAGUUCGGUGACUACGAUGAGUCAGAGCCGGAGUCGGAGAGUGAUUCGGACAACUUCACUCCACGCCCCCGAACGAACUCCUAUUAG
Messenger RNA from Thermothielavioides terrestris NRRL 8126, 741 nucleotides. RefSeq lists its product as uncharacterized. The transcript is spliced from 5 exons. The coding region runs from base 1 to 741 and encodes 246 amino acids. The record is from RefSeq and is a predicted model, not a curated record. Gene Ontology annotation, molecular function: methyltransferase activity. NCBI's taxonomy places the organism in Eukaryota, Fungi, Ascomycota, Sordariomycetes, Sordariales, Chaetomiaceae.